GCAGCGCUUUUCCCGGACCGUUGGGCGAAGGUCAUCGCCGUAAUUGGACAGCGACUCGAUUUCUGGGGCGGCGCCCUCACCUGGGGCAAGGGCGAGGAGGAAGCAUGGCUCUUCACCCCGAAUUUUCAGGAGUUGAUGCAGGCCUUCAUGGAAGGCGGCUGGAAUCAUCGCAACGACCGCCUCACCCGUGCAAUCCGUGAGGGGCAAUUUUCCUUCGUACAUGAUUUCGAUGUCUUCACCCAUGAUGAAUGGGCCGGUUUACCGAUCGUGCGCGACUUUCUCAUGCCGCGCGGGCUGGGAUAUGGGGUGGCGACGCAGGUCGCGCCGCCCGAUCACCCGGAAAUGACGGUGCUUUUUGAGCGCAAGCUCGACAGCGGCGUCAUCGGGCCGGAAACCAUGGCCGCACUCGGCCAGCUAAGGCCGCAUAUCGCCCGCAGCCUCACCCUCGCAACAGGUUUGCAGCGCCAGAAAGCCGACGCCAUGACGCUCGGCCUCAACGCCAUCGGCGCUCCGGCGGCAGUACUUCAGGCAAGCGGCCGCGUUCUUUCCGCCAACACCCUGUUCCAGACGAUCCAGAAAUGCAUUUCCACCCGGGCCCGCGACAGGAUUGUGAUCUCCGACGAAAGAGUGAACCGGCUGCUCUACAAGGCGCUCGCCGGACACAGCGUCGGCUCCUUCCCGCUGCCGACGGAAGACAGAACCUGCAUCCUUCACGUCAUACCGCUUCGCAAGGAUGCGCUUGACCUGUCGCCGAACGGUUCCGCCAUCGUGCUGAUAUCGCAACCCACGGAUACGGUUGCUGACGCGACGCCCCUCCUGAAGAGCCUCUACGAUCUCACCAAGGGCGAGGCCCGCGUGGCACUGGAAAUCAUGAAGGGACUUUCGCUUCCUUCCGUGGCGAAGCAAUUGAAGAUCUCCCAUGAGACCGUCCGCAGUAACGCCAAGUCUAUCUAUGCCAAGACCGGCAGCACGGGCCAGACCGAUCUCGUUCGCCGGCUUUCCGUCUUGACGCGCUACACCAUCGGCGGCGAGGCCUGA
This is a messenger RNA of Emiliania huxleyi CCMP1516, 1038 nucleotides long. RefSeq lists its product as hypothetical. Gene Ontology annotation, biological process: regulation of DNA-templated transcription. Gene Ontology annotation, molecular function: DNA binding. NCBI's taxonomy places the organism in Eukaryota, Haptophyta, Isochrysidales, Noelaerhabdaceae. The record is from RefSeq and is a predicted model, not a curated record. The transcript has a single exon. The annotation marks the transcript as partial.